CGAUAUCGGGUCUGGAGUCAAAUAUCUCGGCAGCGAGGAGAGCCUUGGACGGUAUCGCUGUCCCCCAACUCUCCAAGUGCCGAGAAUGUCUCACCUUUCACCUCCUCCGUCACCACUGCCAGAGUCUGACCUCUGCACUCUCAACUCUGACCUCCAGCACCGCCCAGCUCCCACCCAUCGGCCACUCCCUCACAUCGGCCAAUUCCACUCUCCAGAGAUACACUGAGAACAACCUCACUAGAGGCACUUUUUAAGGAAGGACAAUUUGCCCCACGAAAGGCACCCUGAGAACAACUAGAGACUCCAUUACCUGUAUUUAGAAAGCAUUAAAAUUCCCUUUUCAGGGUUUUGAGAAUGUCUCGUAAAACCAGAACUAAAAGAAUUUUUUUACGAAAUGCAACAACCUCCUCACACCAUACUACUCCAUCCGUGCCUGUUCUUACACUCUCUCUAUGCACUGUCCACUUUCAACAGGCUCUGUGUAAGGAUGUGGAUGUGUUUGGAGAGCAGGUGGACGGAUGCAAGGAACACUACGAGGCUACCCUGCUGGGGCUCCUGUCUCGCUGCCUCAGGGAGAAGAAGGAGCUCGCCAGUAGAGCAAUCGGCGAGAGGGUCCGGGUGGCGAGGUCUGGAGUCAGCUUCUACAAGGGAAUGGAGAGGGGUAGUAACUGGGUCCAGAAGUCCCGCUCUCUCCUGGACUCCCUGGCCCAGAGGACAGAGUCCGUGGACCGGAGCGAGGAGGCAGCCGAGGUGAGAGACGAGCUCUCUGUCUACGUGGCCUGCACCGUCCAGGAACAGGAAGACAGAGUCACUGAGUGUGUGGAUCCGGCCGAAAUGGUUAUUCUGACCCUGGACAUAUGGCUGUGACUGCAUGUUGCUUUUUGUACAAUCAACAGUUUCUCUAUGCGCGUCUUUUAGAAGGUACUUUUUGUGACAAAGAGCAUUGUUGGUGGAGAUGAUGAGGCAUUCAGCUUUAUCUUAUCCUAGACCGUUCAUACUUUAAGAAAAGAGAGAAAUGAGCUAAAAUUCCU
Geodia barretti is the source of this 1031-nucleotide messenger RNA. Lineage: Eukaryota; Metazoa; Porifera; Demospongiae; Tetractinellida; Geodiidae. The record is from the annotation of a GenBank genome assembly.